Molecule: messenger RNA, 1698 nt
Organism: Esox lucius (northern pike)
Lineage: Eukaryota; Metazoa; Chordata; Actinopteri; Esociformes; Esocidae
Gene: mpzl1l
Product: myelin protein zero-like 1 like
Exons: 6
Coding region: 402-1211 (269 amino acids)
Cellular component (GO): cell surface; focal adhesion; membrane
Source: RefSeq, a predicted model, not a curated record
UACUGGAGUACAACCAAGUUCGGGUAACACCACAGUGCUCCGGUCAUUCACAUCGACAUUAUGAAUCCCAUGGGAUAUGCAUCGUUCAACGAAAAUAAUAAACCCUGACUUUUUGAGACAUUUUAAUAUUUCCCGGCUAUUGGUGUGACAAGCUAGAAUGAAGAACGUGCUACAAUAUUAAUCAGGAAACGAGUACAACUGUCGGAUGUAACGUAGAGUUGAGAGCGAGAGUAUGACGCCACUUCGACAUGAGCUGUAUCUCUUCUAACCAUGACCCAGAUCAUAUUGCAUCGGUUAGUGUUCCUGUUCCUGACAGGAAAAGGGUGUAGUGGAUGAACAGCUGGACGCUGUUUAACGUUGGAUGAAAAACAAGGAGGGGGAAUAUUGAUACAUUUUAAGUUAUGGAGCUAAGACGGACAAGUCCGUCAUGCAAUUGUAUUGUUUUAUGUGGAAUAACGCUAUGUCUUAUUUUCGGUACAAAUCUAACAGUGGCAAUUGAGUUGUAUGCCCCAACGGAGGUACUGGUUGAGAAUGGCACCACAGGAAUCCUCAAGUGUUCCUUUAAGUCCAGUGAAGUGGUCAGCAGCGCGGCCACAGUCACGUGGUCUUUUAGCCCGGCUGGAUCCGACGCGGGAAGCGGAGUUUCCAUUUUCCACUUCGCUAAUGGGAACCACUACCCGGGGAGCGUGGCUCAAUUCAAAGACCGACUGAAAUGGGCGGGAGACCUGAACAAAAAAGAUGCCUCAAUCCAUUUAAUGGAGGCGCAGUUCAACGACAACGGCACUUACUCCUGUACUGUUAUGAACCCACCAGACAUAUCCGUCACUGCCGUUCAGACACAGCUGAAGGUUGUUAUUAAAGAGUCUCUCCCUAAGAACAACGCAGCUGUCAUAGUAGGCGCCGUGUGCGGUGCUGUCAUCGGGCUCAUCCUCAUUGCAGUGGUUACCUGCCUGAUCAUCAAGAGGCAUAAAUCCAGCCAUGAAUACGAAGGCUGCAUCUCAGUGGAGAGUGUGAGCUCCCACGCCACACGCCCUGGGGGGAAGAAAGAGCCCAGCUCGGAAGGCUCCAGAUGUAGCAGUCCCUCUGCCCCGGUCCAGGUAGGAGCUACAGGACCGGUGAUAUACGCCCAGCUGGAUCACUCGGGCAUCAAGAACCCAAACUCAUUCCACAAGAUGGAGCCAGUGGUGUACGCUGACAUAAGGAAAAACUGAAAAUGUGGUGAAGGAGAACUUGAGACCAAAAGGGACAGGCCACCAUAGCUCACUACUCGCUGCUUUAAGAUAGGUGGGGUGGGGGUGGGGGGUUGUAUAAAUACGGAGAUAGAAUUGAUGCUGUUUUGAACAUUUUGUUUCUUCUCUUGAAUUUUUCCUUCUGUCUGCUAAAAGCAUUAUGUGAAAGAAAUGCUACUAAGGCUAUCAAUACAACACAGACAUUAGAUAAGUACUAUACAUUAAAUGCAUGCUUAUGAAAUGUAUGCAGGAAUCAUGAUACAUGUUGAAGACGGCCUGCAGCUGUUAUUCUAUUUUAUAGUAUGAGUAUAGUAGUAUAUUAUAAAGUAACUGUAAGACAAGAACACUACUGCCUUCCUUUUGAAAGUCACGAAACAAAGUAUGUCACGAUACAAAUUAGACUGGUAGGCUGUAUGACAAUACCUCUCCUUUCUUUCUUUCUUUCUUUCUUUCUUUCUUUCUUUCUUUC